CCUUGCCAGCCGGCUGUAAAAGCGCCCCGAGAGUCCAGGAGAGCUGGAUGAAUGCUGAGCACCAGGCACGCUUUGGUCGGCUGUUCCCUGUGGAGGAAGUUAAUGGUUUAAGUGAGGGGCGUCUGGAUCUGCUCCCCGAGUCACCAUGACUCUCCUGGGGUCUGAGCACUCCUUGCUGAUUCGGAGCAAGUUCAGAUCAGUUUUACAGCUCCGGCUCCAGCAGAGAAGGACCCGUGAGCAGCUGGCAGACCAAGGCAUCAUGCCACCACUGAAAAGCCCAUCUGCAUUCCAUGAACAGCGAAAAAGUCUGGAGAGAGCCAAGACUGAAGAUUAUCUCAAGCACAAGAUCAGAAGCAGGCCUGAGCGCUCAGACCUGGUCAAUAUGCACAUUCUGCAAGACUCAGCUGCAGAGGGGUCCAUCCAGUCCACCCAAAUGAAGCUGAAAAGAGCCCGGCUGGCAGAUGACCUCAAUGAGAAGAUCGCGCUCAGGCCGGGUCCUUUGGAGCUGGUGGAGAAGAAUAUUAUUCCUGUGGACACAGCUGAUCGUCCCCCCAGUGCCGAUGGGCACGCUGCGGACGCUGCCCCGGGGCAGGGCAGCCAGUGCGACAGCCCCAAGCAGCCCGCGGGGCAGGAGAGCCCGACGCUGCCGCUGCCCUCUGCCGUGAAGUCCAAAUCAUCCAGUGACAGCAAGAAUCGUCACAAAAAGCCCAAGGACACUAAGCCCAAAGUGAAGAAGCUCAAGUACCACCAGUACAUCCCUCCAGACCAGAAAGCAGAGAAGUCCCCUCCACCCAUGGAUUCUGCAUAUGCCAGACUGCUCCAGCAGCAGCAGCUCUUCCUGCAGCUCCAGAUCCUCAGCCAGCAGCAGCAGCAGCAGCAGCAGCAGCAGCAGCACUUCAGCUAUCCUGGGAUGCACCAAGGGCAGCUAAAGCAAUCAAAUGAGCAAAUGGUCAAAAGCUCAAAUCCUUCAUCAACUUCUGGCAACAACACCCCUCUUUCUCCAGUGAAAACCACCUUUUCAGGCCAGACUUGUGUCUCAUCUAUCAAGCCAGGCCCUCUGCCCUCCAACCUGGAUGAUCUCAAAGUGUCGGAGCUGAGGCAGCAGCUCCGGAUCCGGGGCCUGCCCGUGUCGGGCACCAAGACGGCGCUGAUGGAGCGGCUGCGGCCCUUCCAGGAGUGCAGCAGCAGCACGGUGCCCAGCUUCAGUGAGAUCACCACCGUCACCUUCCCCGUCACCCCAACCAACACCCUGUCCAGCUACCAGUCCCAGUCCUCCACCAGCAUGUUGUCCAAUGGUUUCUACCACUUUGGCAGCACCAGCUCCACCCCACCCAUCUCUCCUGCCUCCUCUGACCUCUCUGUGAGCGGCUCCCUGCCCGACACCUUCAACGAUGGGCCCAUGGCUUCCCCACAGUUUGGCCUGCAGCCAUCACCAGUGCAGGGCAGCGCUGAGGAAAGCCUCAUGAGCAGCAUGAAUGGAGGGAGCAUCCAGCUGGAACUGGAAGGGAUAGACACGGAGAAAGACAAGAUGCUGGUGGAGAAGCAGAAGGUGAUCAAUGAACUGACGUGGAAGCUGCAGCAGGAGCAGAGGCAGGUGGAAGAGCUGAGGAUGCAGCUCCAGAAGAGGAAGAGAAGCAACGGCCUUGAGGAGAAGCAGCAGCCUGCUCAGCAUUUCUUUGGUGUCCCCAUCAAGCAGGAAAACACAGUGUCCAGCUGUCCAUUUGCAUCCAAACAAAUGGCCCUGAAAGGCCAGGCGGGCAGCUCGGAUAAGCUGAGUAACUGUGGAGUGCCGCAGGUGCCCCACAUCGUGAACAGCCACUGCCUGGAGCCCGCAGGGCAGAGCACCAUCACCUCCUCGACAUUCCUGAGCCCGCAGUGCUCCCCGCAGCACUCUCCCCUGGGCGCUGCAAAGAGCCCCCAGCACAUCAGCCUGCCGCCGUCCCCCAACAGCCACUACCUGCUGGAGGACUGGCCAUCACCCAGGAACACCCAGAACACCUUCCUUCCCAUCAGUCUGGGAGCAGCCUCAGUGCUGGGACUGCUGGUGCCUUUGAGAAAGUGGAGUGAUGCUGUUGGCAGGGUGAAAAUGGAGAUCUUGCAGCAGAUGACACGAAGUCAGCAGAUGGACGAGCUCCUGGACGUGCUGAUUGAGAGUGGAGAAAUCCCAGCCAAUGCCAAGGAGGAUCGUUCCUGCCUGCAGAAGGUGCCUCAGAUCAUGGUGUCUGCGGGGAGCUCGGCUGGCCCUGUCCCCAAGGGCUCUGCCCCCUUCGAGCCGGGGCCCCCGGCCCCGCUGCCCUUCGAGCACUGCCCGGGCAGCAGCGACGCCCACCUGGAGGUGCUGCUCAACAGCCCCCUGGGCAGGGUCAGCGAGAUGGCCCUGCUGAAGCUGGGAGCAGAGGAGCCCCCCUUCGAGGGCAUGAUGGAGGGAUUCUCUGGCAAGGCCGCCGACGAACUGCUCAACUCCCAGGAGAUUUUACAGACUCCCCUGUCGCCCAUGGACACCCAGCUGUCCCCCUCCCCUGCUGAAGGCUCUGCCUUACAAAUGAGUUUCACUGAGUCUCCGUGGGAAACAAUGGAGUGGCUGGACCUGACCCCCCCCAGCUCGGCCAGCGGCUUCAGCUCGCUCACCCCCGCGGGGCCCAGCAUCUUCAACAUCGACUUCCUGGACGUGGCUGACCUCAACCUCAACACCAGCAUGGACCUGCACCUGCAGCAGUGGUGAGGGCACGUGCUGGGGCAGGGGGCUGUGGGCCUGCAGCAGGCAGCACAGCGCUCCUGCCGUGCCACAGAACGUGCAGGGCUAACGUGUGCCUCAUCCAGGGCAAACUGGAGUCAUUUCCCAGCAUAUAGACUUGUUUGGAUUUCCAGUCACUGAAAAUGGACAGCACAGCUCUGGUACUUUGGUUUUCCUCCAUUGACACAACCCAACAGAGGACACCAGUGCCUGAAACAACACUUCCUUUGACUGACAAGAACUUCCAUUUUCUUUCUUUAAUCUCCCCUCCCCCCCCAGUUUUAGCAGUCACUCUUGUGAGAACUGGAGCAGCUCAUGACAAGACUGUGUGGUGAGGUGACCUCACCUGGGUGGCAACAGGAAAUCAUGGAGAGGGAAACUCCUCUCCUCUCCUCUCCUCUCCUCUCCUCUCCUCUGGCAGACCUGUUGGGCUCACCUUGGCUGUGCCCAUGCCAGGGUGAGGAGCAGGGGCUGUGCCCAGCUAGGUGCCCAGGUGCCCAGCACCCUUUGUGCACAGCUGGGCUCUCAUUUCCCUCCUGCCCAAAGCUGCACUGCCCCAUCGAGCAGAGCUCUGCUCCAGGUGGAUGAGAGAUGGAGAUCACUGAGCUCACGGUGGCACCUUGGCAUGUCCUGAGGGGCUGAGAGCCCAGGACUGUCCUGGCUGCAUUCUGAGCUGGAUCAGGCUGCAGCCUGGGAGCAGAGAGCUCUGAACGUUGGAGCAGAUGUUGAGGAUGCAGGCGCAGGAAUGGGGGAUGUGGCAGCCCGGCCGUGUCCCCGUGCACACGAAGAGAUGAGUGAUGUGUUUUGGCCAAGGUAGGAGCAAGUGGUGAGAAAGGACCAGCCAGGCUUUGGAGGGGCUGUUCGUGCACAGCCAGGUCGGUGUGAUCUCCAGCCCUUGCAUGAUCCGGGAGCAGGGGGAGCCGGGCAGGGACACUCGGUGACAUCUCGGGGGGCAGAGCCGAGCGAGCCCUCGCGUGGCCGAGGCUCUGUGUGAGUGCCUGCCCCUGCCACCUUCCCCUCCGUCCCUCCUCCGUGCCCAGCAGCGUUCCCCUCCUCCCCGAGGUUAUCCAGCGUCACUGCCCCCCAGCCCAGAGCAAGGCUACCGGAGAACAGCUGUGAAUCACCGAGCCGGGAGGAGCCCGUUCUCCCGCAGCCCGCAGGGAAGGGAGCUCUCUCGCAGUGAUGCUCCCGUUGGGAAUCACCAGCAUUUCUCCUCGGAGUCUCUGUGCAAUAUUCUUCCUCAGGCUCUCGCAAGAAGGAGCCUUUGCUUCACUUCUUGGCUUCCACCAAAGAACUCGCUGCAGACUUUGCGACGGGCAGCGUCCAUUCGUCGCAACUCUGGUUUUGCCAAAGUAAAUAUUGUUGCUAACAAAGAUUGUUAAACUAUUUACAGACUGAGUGUAUUUAAUAUUUGUGUUACUGGAAGGACAGCACACGGAGGUGAAGCUGCUGGGAGGCUCCCCCAGGGAUGCUGGAGCUGUGGGAGGCAGCCCUGCAGUGUCCCCAGGCCCUGGCCUUGUUGCAUGCUGUAUAAAGCACCUGGCAGUAGCUUUCGAGUCACUAUUUAAAGCACCAUUUUUCUAUUGUACAAAUGUCACAGGGCACUGCUAGCAUAGACAAUCACAGGUUGCAUUUUUUUAAAAGAAUUUCUUUUUCUAAGUGAGAGAUUUUUUUGAAGCCAGUCUGUGGAGAAUAUUCAGAGCACUUGAAGCAGAGUAGUGUUAGCUGCUCCACUGUGGCCUUGUACAGAGUUUUCCAGGUAACUUUCUCCUCUCAGCAAUUGUAUUUCCUUAUUUAAAGGGAUGCUGUCAGCUUCAAACCUGUAAGCAAGCACAUUUCCUUACCUAUGUUACCAGCAACACCUUCAUUAU
Messenger RNA from Zonotrichia albicollis (white-throated sparrow), 4605 nucleotides. NCBI's taxonomy places the organism in Eukaryota, Metazoa, Chordata, Aves, Passeriformes, Passerellidae. The record is from RefSeq and is a predicted model, not a curated record.